AUGGGCCUCGUGCGCUUCGCCAACGGGCGCGUCGUGCGCGGCGACGCGCUCGUCCGCGGCGACGUCUGGAGCCUCGACGGCGUCGUCGUCUGCCCCGAGGCGCUCUACUGGCGCGCGGCCUCGAGCGACGCGCUGGCGCACGACGUCGUCGACUGCGAGGGCUGCAUCGUCGCGCCGGGCCUCGUGGACAUCCAGACGAACGGCUGCUUCGGCGUCGACUUCGCGAGCCCGCGCGUCGAGGAGCGCGACGUGCGCCGCGCGGCCGCGGCCGUGCUCCGCCACGGGUGCACGGCGCUCGCGCCGACGCUCGUGUCGAGCUCGCGCGAAUUAUACAGAACGCUGAUCCCGCGCUACGCGGCCUGGACCAAGGCGCCGCCCGCGGGCGGCGCGGCGAUUUUAGGGCUCCACCUCGAGGGCCCGUUCCUCAACGAGGCGAAGAAGGGCGCGCACCUCGCGGAGAACAUCCCGUCGUCGUGCGCCGUCGGCGAGAUGGCCGAGCGCUACGGGUCCCUCGACGGCGUCGUCGUCGUCACGCUCGCCCCCGAGCUGCCCGGCGCGCCCGCCGCCAUCGCCGACCUCGCGAAGCGCGGCGUCGCCGUGAGCCUCGGCCACAGCCAGGCGACGAAGGCCCAGGGCGUCGCGGGCGUCCGCGCGGGCGCGUCGCUGCUGACGCACCUCUACAACGCCAUGCCCGCCUUCCACCACCGGGACCCGGGCCUCGUCGGGCUCCUGGGCCUCGCGGAGCACGACCGGCGCCCCUACUACUCCAUCAUCGCGGACGGCAUCCACGCGGACCCCGCGUCCGUCGCCAUCGCGCGCCGCGCGCACCCGGGCGGCGCCGUGCUCGUCACCGACGCCAUGGCCGCCAUGGGUUUAGGGGACGGCGACCACACGCUCGGCGACGACGUCCAGGUCACGGUCCGCGGGCUCCGCGCGACGGUCAGAGGCACGGACACGCUCGCGGGCGCGGUCGUGUCGCUCGACGAGUGCGUGCGCCGCUUCGCCGAGUUCACGAACUGCGGGCCCGCCGCGGCGCUCAACGCCGCGUCGGCGCACCCGGCGGCCGUGCUCGGCGACGCGACGCGCGGGUCUCUCGACGUGGGCAGGCGCGCGGACGUCGCGCUCUUCGACGACGACCUCCGCCCCGUCGCGACCUACGUCGCGGGCGCCAAGGCCUGGGGGCGCGACGAGGCGGAUAAACAAGGGGCUUAG
Molecule: messenger RNA, 1212 nt
Organism: Aureococcus anophagefferens
Lineage: Eukaryota; Pelagophyceae; Pelagomonadales; Pelagomonadaceae
Gene: OGT1
Exons: 1
Coding region: 1-1212 (403 amino acids)
Biological process (GO): N-acetylglucosamine catabolic process
Molecular function (GO): N-acetylglucosamine-6-phosphate deacetylase activity
Source: RefSeq, a predicted model, not a curated record